AUGGCUACCCAUUUGGAAACAAACCUUGGAUUAUUGCAGGAAUUGAUAAAUAAAGAUCCAGAGUCAUACAAAGAAGAAUUCUUAGCAGAAUACAAUUUCUAUAUUAAAACAAUACAGUUAUUAAGAUUGCAACCGAGUUUAAAUCAUGCGGAUCUGCAGUCACUGCUUGAAUUGAUUAAUUUCUUGGCGUCUGCUAGUAGUCACUAUCCAAAAGAGGGUGCGGAAUAUGCAGCUAGUAUUAUGGAAAUUCUGAGUAGUCGACUUACAGGACUUGACCCAGAGAUUCGUGUGGCAUUUUGUAAAGCUCUUGUUAUACUACGAAAUCGCAGAAUAGUUGAUCCGUUGGCUGUUAUGGAUUUGUUUUUUACUCUUGUUCCUUGCGAAGACAAAAAUUUGAGGAAGUUUAUCUGCGGGUCAAUAAAAGCUUUAAUAAAAAAACUUACACUACAAUAUCGGGAUCAAAAGAUGCUGUCUAAAGUCCGAACUUUUUUGUUUACGAAGUUAAAGGACUCUCGAUCCAUUGUGGUUCGCACAGCUGAAUUGGUACUUGUCGAUGGAUUUCGAAAGGGUUUUUUGAAAGAUGCUAAAACAGCGAACGCUUUAGCAGAGUGUUGUCUUCACAAAAUUUCACGCAUUCAGAUUGCAGCAAUAAGGUUUUUCCUUGGCUCAAUGGAAGAUAACGAUUCAGAUGACGACGAAAGUGCAAGUGAAGAAGAUCAAAAAACUUUAAAAGAAGUUGUCGUUGCAUAUAAAGCUGCAAAAAAGACUCGUAAAAAGAAGGAAAGAUAUAUGAAAGCUAAGAAACUGUUAAGCAAAGGCAAAAAAUCCAAAAAUGAAAAUGCCGGAAAAUUCUGCAAUUUAUUAGCAAUUCGUUACAUUUAUGAUCCUCAAACAUUUGCUGAGCGGUUGUUCGGGUUAUUGGAGAGCAGGAAGAAUGAGAAAUUCGAAACGCGUCUUCUGUGUAUGGCGCUAUGUGCCCGACUGAUUGGUACUCACAGAUUGCAAGCAUUAUCGUUUUAUUCCUACAUGCAUCGCUUUCUCCAGCCAAAACAAAGAGAAAUUACCAGGAUAUUGCUAUAUGUAGCACAGGCUUGUCAUGAAUUGGUACCACCAGAUAUUAUCGAACAGCUGGUGUAUGUUAUUGCCCAGAAUUUUGUUUCUGACAGAAAUACACCGGAGGCAGUAACAGUUGGAUUAAAUACUAUACGUGAGAUAUUCGCAAACUGUCCAUUUGCUGCAACAGAGGAUCUACUUAGAGAUUUGACUGAUUACAAACGCUUUAAAAACAAGAAUGUGUCUAUGGCGGCACGAGGUAUUAUCACUUUGUUUCGCGCUGUCAAUCCGAAGCUUUUACAUAGGAAGGAUCGGGGAAGGCCAACACAAAAAUUAAAAGAUUUGAAAGUAGCUGAAUUCGGUGUUGAAUAUGCGAAAGAAUUCGUGGAAGGAGCAGAAUGUUUACCAGUGGAAGCUGAUGCAAUUGAUAGGGAACUGGACGAUGAAAGCGACGAUACUGAUUUUGAUUCUGAUUUUGACACUGAAUUUGUUGAACAUGACUCUUUGGAUUCAGAUGUAAAUAUGGAUUCAUGCGGUAAUCACAUAGUAGUAGCUGAUAUUUGCGUAAACAAUGCAAAAUCUCCGAAUAAAGAGUCUCUUGAAACGAAUGAUCAGAAAAUCACAUUUUCUGAGACAAAAAAGAAAGCAAGGCGGGUAUGUGAAACUCGAAUCUUAACUCAAAAUGAUUUCCGCAAAAUCAAUGCUUUCCGUUUGAAACAACAAGUAGGAUAUGAUGGGAAGCGAAGAAACGAUGACAUAAAAUUGGAAGAAGAACUGGGAGAAACCAUCGCUAGGCACAAUGAAGAGAAUGGUUUAACACGGCUUAAAGACAUUGAAAAAUUCCAUAAAAAAUUGAGAAAAGAAACAAAAGAAGAACGUAUGGAGACAGUAAAGAAAGGCCGAGAAGGACGUCAACAGUUUGGAAAGCCGAAAAAGGCGGGACCACACGUUGGGCGUACAAACAGAGAACUGAUGAAACGGAAGAAUUUCCAAAUGGUGAGGCAUAAACUGAGAGGGAAGAAUCGCCAAAGGAGUUUUAAAGAACGUCAAGAAAGUUUGCGGAAAUAUCUUUUGCGUCAGGCGGGUCGGAAGAUCUAA
This is a messenger RNA of Brugia pahangi, 2151 nucleotides long. NCBI's taxonomy places the organism in Eukaryota, Metazoa, Nematoda, Chromadorea, Rhabditida, Onchocercidae. The record is from the annotation of a GenBank genome assembly.